AACUUUUACAUUCUUUUACAGAUCAUGUUGAUGGAGUUUCCAGAUGCAUCUUCAUUCAUCACCUGCUUAGGCAUCCUUUGUUGAAUUAACACUUCUUUGAAUUGACGUGCGGCCCCAGUCGACCCUCAUUUUUAUUUCCUCUCAGAAUACCAUCAGUCAUGUCGGAACUGAAGUCGUCUCCUUGUCCUCCUCUGUUCAGUCAUGACGGAGCCAUGAGACAGAGGAGGAUCUGCCUGGCGAGGUAAACAAUGGAAUUCCACGUGAGCCGGAAACUGCCAGCAAUGGAGGAACAACUUCCCCUUUACUUUUGGACCAAGCAGGCUCAGCAGUACCAGGCACAGCAGCUGCAGGCUCACCAGAUUCAGCAACAGCAGCAGCUGCAGGUUGAACAAGUACAGCAGGUGCAGCAACAACAACAGCAGCAGCAGCAGGUUCAAGUCCAGCCAGCACAGCAGAUCCAACAGAUCCAUCAUCCCAUCGAGCCGGGCAGCGAUGGGAAGCUGACGUGUCUGGAGUGCGGGAAGGCCUUUGCCAAACGCAGCAGCCUCGAGUACCACAAGAAAACGCACACGGGGGAAAAGCCCUUUCGUUGUAACAUCUGCGGGAAGGCCUUCGCCAAUAACCGGAACCUCGUUGUACACACUCGAAUCCACACCGGCGAGAGGCCGUUCGUUUGUGCAGAAUGCGGCAAAGCUUUUACACAGAGGAGUAUGUUGACUGUCCAUUUAAGGAUCCACACAGGCGAGAGGCCGUACCUUUGCAGCGAGUGCGGGAAAUCCUUCUAUCAGAGUGACCACCUCACAAAGCAUCGCCGUAUCCACACAGGAGAAAAGCCUUAUUCCUUGCCAGAACUGCGGGAAGUCGUUUCGCGACAGCAGUGCCCUCAGGCAGCAUGUGAAGAGGCAUCAGGAGGUGGGGCCUUAUAAGUGUAAUUAUUGCGGGGAAAUCUACGGGAAGAAAGUAUACUACGACCUCCACAUGAUGCAGCACAAGGGCAUCAAACCUGAGGAGUGUGAUUUAUGUGGGAAGAAGUUCCCCACAAAGGGCCUUUUG
Macrobrachium nipponense is the source of this 1053-nucleotide messenger RNA. RefSeq names its product zinc finger protein 892-like. Bases 249 to 926 code for a protein of 225 amino acids. The transcript has a single exon. The record is from RefSeq and is a predicted model, not a curated record. NCBI's taxonomy places the organism in Eukaryota, Metazoa, Arthropoda, Malacostraca, Decapoda, Palaemonidae. Gene Ontology annotation, molecular function: RNA polymerase II transcription regulatory region sequence-specific DNA binding; DNA-binding transcription factor activity, RNA polymerase II-specific. Gene Ontology annotation, cellular component: nucleus. Gene Ontology annotation, biological process: urogenital system development; embryo development; regulation of transcription by RNA polymerase II.